Molecule: messenger RNA, 684 nt
Organism: Monoraphidium neglectum
Lineage: Eukaryota; Viridiplantae; Chlorophyta; Chlorophyceae; Sphaeropleales; Selenastraceae
Exons: 1
Biological process (GO): proteolysis
Molecular function (GO): serine-type endopeptidase activity
Source: RefSeq, a predicted model, not a curated record
GGCGCGGCCAAGGUCGUGCUCGCCGCGUGCAGCCCUGCGGGCGGCUGCCCCGAGGGCGGCGGCGCCGCGGCCGUCGCGCGGCGGCUGUGUGUGCUGCAGGUCCCCUUCGGCGACGCGCACCGCGCGUCGUGCCGCGCCGUCCAGAACGGCGCGCGCGACUGCGGCGGCGGGCUCGCGGUGGCGGCGGCCGCGGGGCCCGGCGAGCCUGCGGGCAUGGCCAAGUGGGCGGCGGAGAUCGCGCGUGCGGUGGCCGACUGCGGGGCGCCGCCGUUUUUCAGCGACGGCGGCUUCGGCGGCGGCGGCGGCGGCGCGCCGGCGCCGGUGCUGGUGGCGCCUGAUCUAGAUGUUGCUGCCCGGCUGGUGGCCGCGGCCGCCGCCUCCCAGGCCGCCACGCUCUCUGCCGUCCCCACGCCCGCCGUGUCCCGCAGCGGCUCGCCGCAGGCCGCGGCGUGGGUCGCGGGGGCGGCGGCGCGGCUGAUGGGGCGGUUCGAGUCGUGCGGGGCGGCGGACGUGGCGAGGGCGCUGAUAGACACGGCCGUAUUGCUGGAUAGCAGCGGCAAACCCACUCAAAAGCGCGGCAGGGGCGGCCUGCUGCAGGUGAAGGACGCGGAGGCAGCCCUGGGGUUGAAGGGCUGCGCCAAACAGGCGCCGCCGAAGAGGGGGGCCGCGACCCCGUUGGGCUGA